Puccinia graminis f. sp. tritici CRL 75-36-700-3 is the source of this 1119-nucleotide messenger RNA. Its product is annotated as glycosyl hydrolase family 10. Gene Ontology annotation, molecular function: hydrolase activity, hydrolyzing O-glycosyl compounds. The transcript is spliced from 8 exons. The record is from RefSeq and is a predicted model, not a curated record. NCBI's taxonomy places the organism in Eukaryota, Fungi, Basidiomycota, Pucciniomycetes, Pucciniales, Pucciniaceae. Gene Ontology annotation, biological process: carbohydrate metabolic process. Bases 1 to 1059 code for a protein of 352 amino acids.
AUGUCGUGCAUUCUGGGACGCCGUGCCUUUUUUGGGCUUCUUUUCUACUGUUCACUGGUCUGGUUGAACUAUGCAGCUCCUUGGCCAGAUCAAACCCAGCACCGGGUGCUGGUAGGAACAGCGGUCGACAGAAACUUUUUGAAGCAACCGGAUUACGCGCAAACGGUCAAAAAGUAUUUCAAGCUCAUAACUGCUCAAAAUGAGAUGAAAUGGCAGUCACUGCAGGCCUGGCCAGGCGAUAGUGGAUUUACAUGGGACGCGGCUGAUGAGAUAUACAGCUUUGUUCAGAACAACAACAAAUUACUUCGGAUACAUACUCUAUUUGCUCAAGGACAAUAUCCGACAUGGGUUGAAUCUAUGUCGCCACAAGACUUAAGGAAUGCUAUGGGCAAAGUCAUCUUCAAUGUAAUUCAGCGGUAUUAUGAUCGGACAAUCGCAAUAGAUGUUUGCAAUGAGAUCUUCAAUGAUCAAGAUGGCAAGAUGCGAGAUAAUACGGUUUGGUUCCGCAAGUUAAAUGAGGACUUUGUCAAUUUUGCAUAUUACACUGCUAGGCAAGCGGGCCUGUUAUAUAACCCCAAACUGCUGCUCUAUUUAAAUGAUUAUGGGAUUGAAGGUCCAGGCCCAAAGGCAGAUGCAAUUCUUCACAAAGCUAUCGAGCUUAAGGGAAGAGGAAUUCUGGAUGCUGUAGGAUUCCAAUGCCAUUUUUCUGUAGGAAAGGUUCCACAAGGAAUGAAGGAGAACAUGAAACGUUUUACGGAUGCAGGUUUGAAGAUAGCAAUCACUGAACUGGAUAUUGCAAUUGAAAAUGUAGCUGCCAAUGGAGCAUCCCAAGCAGUGCUAGAACAACAAGCCCAGGAUUUCAAGCAUGUUUUUGACAUAUGUCAGCAGCUGGAUGGGUGUAUAUCUGUAACAGUCUGGGGAGUAAGUCCUGCAGACUCUUGGAUUGGCAAGAAUGAUUUUGCACCAGGUUCUGGGAAAGCUGUACUAUUUGAUGAGGGAUAUAAGCCUAGUCUUGCAUUACAGCAACUCCCACAAGCUCUGUUUGAGAAUGGGAAUUAGUAGAUUGGGAAUCCAUUGUAGAUAGCUGUAUGGGUUCCAAGUAUAUUGCACCACACCAUG